Microtus ochrogaster (prairie vole) is the source of this 7389-nucleotide messenger RNA. It is a transcript of the gene Hipk3, whose product is annotated as homeodomain interacting protein kinase 3. NCBI's taxonomy places the organism in Eukaryota, Metazoa, Chordata, Mammalia, Rodentia, Cricetidae. Gene Ontology annotation, molecular function: protein serine/threonine kinase activity; ATP binding; protein tyrosine kinase activity. Gene Ontology annotation, cellular component: cytoplasm; nucleus; PML body. Gene Ontology annotation, biological process: peptidyl-serine phosphorylation; peptidyl-threonine phosphorylation. The transcript is spliced from 16 exons. The record is from RefSeq and is a predicted model, not a curated record. Bases 509 to 4030 code for a protein of 1173 amino acids.
CCCGGGUGACGACUGCCGGCAGCGCGGCGCCCUGAGGAGUCCGAGCCGCAGGCCCCCGGCGUCGCGGCCUCACGUGCGGCCCUCCUCGUCCUUGUCUCAACCUCGCUCGGCGCUGGGGACAUGGGCCCUCGCCGCCGCGGGCCCAGCAUCCCGCGCUGCCCGUAGGCCACGGUGGCCCGCCGGCUUGUCACCGCGCCUUUCCCCCAGUCGAGCCGUCCCCACCCCAGGUCCCCGGGAAGGAAGAUGAGGGAAACGGGCCCGGCGAUCGGCAGCCAGAGCAGCAGCAGCAGCAGCAGCAGCAGCGGUCUGGGGAGGGUGUUUCGCCGUUUCCUCUCAGCCGCCAGGACAAGAUGGCAGCGGCCGCCGAGAGGGGCUGAGCCCCGGCUGGGUGGCGCCGCCUGCUGAAGCGCUUGGCUCCGGGUCCCCGCACGGCCCUCCGCGACCCAUCCCGGACAUGCUCAGGGCUGCGGCCGCCCGAAGCGGGGAGAGCGCGGGCCUCUAGGAAGGUAUGGCCUCACAAGUCUUGGUCUACCCACCAUAUGUUUAUCAAACUCAGUCAAGUGCCUUCUGUAGUGUGAAGAAACUCAAAGUAGAGCCAAGCAGUUGUGUUUUCCAGGAGAGAAACUAUCCACAGACCUAUGUGAAUGGUAGAAACUUUGGAAACUCUCAUCCUUCCACGAAGGGUAGUGCUUUUCAGACAAAGAUACCAUUUACUAGACCUCGAGGACACAGCUUUUCAUUGCAGGCAGGAGCCGUUGUUGUCAAAGACACUGCCGGUGCUACAAAGGUCAUAGCUCAAGCGCAGCAAGCUGGAGUAGAGACACCUCGGACCGUGGUCUGGAGAAACAGGUUACAUUUCCUAGAAGGUCCCCAGCGAUGUGGAUUGAAGCGCAAGAGUGAGGAGUUGGAUAAUCACAGCGGCGCAAUGCAGAUUGUCGAUGAGCUGUCCAUACUUCCUGCAAUGUUGCAAACCAACAUGGGAAAUCCAGUGACAGUUGUGACGACGACUACCGGAUCGAAACAGAACUGUACCAGCGGAGAAGGCGAUUAUCAGUUAGUACAGCAUGAAGUCUUAUGCUCCAUGAAGAACACAUAUGAAGUCCUUGAUUUUCUUGGUCGUGGCACUUUUGGCCAGGUUGUUAAAUGCUGGAAGAGAGGGACAAAUGAAAUUGUAGCAAUCAAAAUUUUGAAGAACCACCCUUCUUACGCACGCCAAGGGCAGAUAGAAGUGAGCAUAUUAGCAAGACUCAGUACUGAGAACGCUGAUGAGUACAACUUCGUGCGGGCCUACGAGUGCUUCCAGCACCGCAGCCAUACCUGCCUGGUCUUUGAGAUGCUGGAACAAAACCUGUACGACUUUCUGAAGCAGAAUAAAUUCAGUCCCCUACCCCUGAAGGUGAUCCGACCUGUUCUUCAGCAAGUUGCUACUGCACUGAAGAAGUUAAAAAGUCUUGGUUUAAUUCAUGCUGACCUCAAACCAGAGAAUAUUAUGUUGGUGGAUCCUGUUCGACAGCCAUACAGGGUUAAAGUGAUAGACUUUGGGUCGGCCAGCCAUGUAUCAAAGACUGUUUGUUCAACGUAUCUACAAUCUCGGUACUACAGAGCUCCAGAGAUUAUAUUGGGUUUGCCAUUUUGUGAAGCCAUAGACAUGUGGUCAUUGGGAUGUGUGAUUGCAGAACUAUUCCUUGGAUGGCCACUCUACCCAGGAGCCUUGGAGUAUGAUCAGAUUCGAUACAUUUCUCAGACUCAAGGUUUACCAGGAGAACAAUUGUUAAAUGUGGGUACAAAAUCCACAAGAUUUUUUUGCAGAGAAACAGAUAUGUCUCAUUCUGGUUGGAGAUUAAAGACACUGGAAGAGCAUGAGGCAGAGACAGGAAUGAAGUCUAAAGAAGCCAGAAAGUACAUAUUCAACAGUCUGGACGAUAUAGUGCACGUGAACACAGUGAUGGAUUUGGAAGGAAGUGAUCUUUUGGCUGAGAAAGCUGAUAGAAGAGAAUUUGUUAGUCUGUUGAAAAAAAUGUUGCUAAUUGAUGCAGACUUAAGAAUUACUCCGAUUGAGACGCUGAACCACCCAUUCGUUAAUAUGAAGCAUCUUCUAGAUUUCCCUCACAGCAACCAUGUGAAGUCCUGCUUUCAUAUAAUGGAUAUUUGUAAGUCCCACCCAAAUUCAUGUGAAACAAGUACCCACAGUAAAAUGUCGCUCUUACGGCCGGUCGCAUCAAAUGGCACUGCUGCUCUCACGGCAAACCUUACUAAAAUUGGGACAUUAAGAAGCCAGUUCCCAGGUAUUCCUGCAGCGCAUGGUAAACCCACCAGUUACUCCAUAAGGGUAGACAAUACAGUUCCACUUGUAACUCAGGCCCCUGCUGUACAGCCACUGCAGAUCCGACCUGGAGUUCUUUCACAGACGUGGUCUGGCAGAACACAGCAGAUGCUGAUACCUGCCUGGCAGCAGGUAACACCCAUGGCUCCUGCCGCUGCAACACUAACUUCGGAAGGCAUGGCUGGUUCACAGAGGCUUGGAGACUGGGGGAAAAUGAUUCCACAUAGCAGUCAUUACAACUCGGUGAUGCCACAGCCUCUUCUGACCAAUCAGAUAACAUUAUCAGCCCCUCAGCCUAUCAGCGUGGGCAUUGCACAUGUUGUCUGGCCUCAGCCUGCCACUACCAAGAAAACUAAGCUGUGCCAGAACAGAGGUAUUUUGGUAAAACUAAUGGAAUGGGAGCCAGGAAGAGAGGAAAUAAAUGCUUUCAGUUGGAGUAAUUCAUUGCAGAAUACCAAUAUCCCACAUUCAACAUUUAUUUCCCCAAAGAUAAUCAGUGGGAAAGAUGUUGAGGAAGUAAGUUGUGUAGAAACACAAGACAAUCAUACCUCAGAAGGAGAGGCACGAAACAGCCAGGAAGCAUCUGUCAGACAGGACUCUGCGGUUUCAGAUAAACAGCGGCAAACCAUCAUCAUUGCCGACUCCCCAAGUCCUGCCGUGAGUGUGAUCACCAUUAGCAGUGACACUGAUGACGAAGAGACCUCACCCAGACAUUCACUCCGAGAGUGUAAAGGUAGUCUAGAUUGUGAAGCUUGCCAAAGCACUUUGAAUAUUGACCGGAUGUGUUCACUCAGCAGUCCUGAUAGCACUCUGAGCACCAGCUCCUCUGGGCAGUCCAGCCCAUCCCCUUGCAAGAGACCGAACAGUAUGUCAGAUGAUGAACAAGAAAGUGGGUGUGAGACUGUGGAUGGCUCUCCAACAUCAGACUCCUCGGGGCAUGACAGUCCAUUUGCAGAGAGCAGCUUUGUGGAGGACACUCAUCAAAGCACAGAGCUGGGGACUGGUGCUGGCACAGAAGCCAAGCCAGCUGUGGGCACUGCUGUGGAGCCCCCAGUGGGAAUAGAAAGUGGACUGAAUGUCGAUGAGCACAUGACAAACACAGAUUCUACAUGCCAGCCAUUAAUAAAAGGACAGCCUGCCCCCGGAAAGCUGAACCAGCCUUCUGCCUCGGGUGCUCGUCAGCAAAAGCCCACAUCAGCAUUCCAGCAGCCGCAUUUGAACUUCAGCCAGGUUCAGCACUUCGGAGCCGGACAUCAAGAGUGGAGUGGAAACUUCGGGCAUCGAAGACAGCAAGCGUAUAUUCCUACUAGUGUCACUAGUAAUCCUUUCACUCUUUCCCACGGAAGUCCUAACCACACAGCAGUACAUGCCCACCUGGCUGGAAGCUCACACCUCGGAGGACAGCCUGCUCUGCUUCCAUACCCGUCCUCAGCUACCCUCAGUAGUGCUGCCCCAGUGGCCCACCUCUUAGCCUCUCCGUGUACCUCAAGACCUAUGUUACAGCAUCCAACUUAUAAUAUCUCCCAUCCCAGUGGCAUAGUUCACCAAGUCCCAGUGGGCAUAAAUCCCCGUCUGUUACCAUCCCCAACCAUUCAUCAGACUCAGUACAAACCAAUCUUCCCUCCACAUCCUUACAUUGCAGCAUCACCUGCAUAUACUGGAUUUCCAUUGAGUCCAACAAAACUCAGCCAGUAUCCAUAUAUGUGAAACUCAAAACAGUAUAUUGAGGAAGCUCAAUGAUACAAACGUUUGAUUAAAAAUAAAAACAUGGUAUUUAAUAAAUAUUAGCCAUGGCACAAGAAAAUUAUUUUUGAAUCAUGUAGACUUGGGUGCAAUUUAAACAACUUUGAGCUUUAAAAAAACUCUCACUUUUAAUGUGUUUUGCACAUUUGGUAUAACUUGUCUUUGGUCAUGUAUCUUCUUACGUAGUAACUCUAGACAGGUGACUUAUGGGAGCGGAAGUCCAGUUUUGCUCCUGCUAUUUUUUAUAAAAUUGCCUUCUAACUAGUGCAAGACACGUCCAUAUUUGGGAAGCCAUUCUGUGUCUAGACUUUAGAGCAACAGAUGCACAUGUGUCAGAAUUACAGCAUCUGAGUGAAUUGUACUGUCUGUGUCUUAGUGUGUACACGUUGGGGCACUUAACCUAAGCAAUUGAGCUAUUGUUCUCUACAUUUGCAUGUGUCUUUUGCAUGGGCAAAACAUUGCCUAGACUUGGCUCUUAAUGUUGUUCUAAUAAUCUCAGCUGCAUUGUAAACCGUUCCCACACAUAGUGCCUUAAAUAUUUGAGGUUGUUCAAGUUAUACCUAUCUGUAAAUGUUGAGGACUGCAGCACUUAAAAUUCAGACCUACUCUUCAGUUUUCUUUCAGUAGAGUAAUGUUCUUUUUGGCUUCGUGUGGUAUGAUUUCAGAUAGUAGCUGCUUUUUCCUUAGUAAGAGGGCAGCAUGUUUGCUAGAGCUGAAUUCUGCUGUCUGAUUUUUUUCAGAAUGAUCUAGCUUCAAGAAAAGCAAGCAGUUAGUAGUGCUUAAGCAAACUUGAUUCAGUAACUAAUGGGUAGUCGAUGUCUGUCACAGCACAGCAUUUUAUAUACUAGUAACUGACACUGCAAUACAACCUACGUUUAUUUUGGGAGUGUUUGCUGUAUAAUUGGACUUCAUAAAAUGUUUAGAAGUGCAGUAGGCAUGACUUGAGUAGAUAAUGAAAGAAAAUGCAAAAUGCUCAUUGAUUCAUGAUGUGGUUUCAUCCUAGCUUGGGCAGACCAUGCAGUAUUUAAUACAUAGUAGCAGAAUAUUUACUAUUGAAGCUUGAAAAGAUGUGAGUUCUUUGUGUGCAAUUUUUCAUUUAUGCAUGUGAGAAGGUUUUUGGUUUUGGUUAUUUUAAGUAUUUUUACAUUGUAGUACUCGUUUUUGCUUGUUGGUGGUGUUUGCUUAUUUAAUACAUUCCGUCAGGGACAGAAAUUACAUGCUUUUUCUCUUAGGAAGUGUGUAUUGGGUUUUUCCCUCCCCCCUCCCCUUGGUGGUGAUGGUGGUGAUGUUUAAAUGAAGUUGCUUUUACAGCACCAAAGACUUAAUCAUCCAUUUCUUAUAUAAAAGGUAGCUACUUUUUGCAUAGACCUCAAGUAUAUUGUAGUGUAGAGGUGGAAUUUAAGGAAAGGUAUUAAACCAAGGCUGUGUUUUAGCUUCCAGGCAAGUAAUAAAUUGUAUCAUUUAUCUUGAAUGUAUCAUAGAUAAGCUGCUAUAUAACGAUUGCCACUUCAGAUAGCUGUGAAAUUAGGUGAUUAACUAGUUGUUAUUUAGCCUUCUAAUUUCUGUAUAAGUCUAAUUACACGAGAUAGAAGCUGGGGUUUUGAUUUUUUGACUUUGCUUUUCUGUUUGGAGUGUCAUUGUAACUACUGUAUUGUAAAUGAUGGAAACAAUUGCCUAUGUUAUUUUGGGGUGUGUUAUUUGCAUCAGUAUUUUAUCUCUAUUAAUGUUUGUGCUCAUCACUGCAUAUAAAAACUUGGAUGUAUCAAUGUAACUUAAUUUUUUUAUUUUCAUACUGGCAUUGUAGACACUUGAGAAGGCUGUAUCUUGCAGGCUUGACUUAACUUUUUUUCCUUAAAAGUCUGGAAUAUAAACUUACAGCAUUUACUGGAAUAAACAGUACAAAACAUUUGAGUGUAAAACUCCAAAUGUUUUGGACUGACACUAUUUCUUUACUAAGCAAGUUGCAUACCACAAGUACAGCUCUAGUGCAGUGCUGACUAUAAGCUAAUGAUACAUUUUUCUUUACUCCAUUGACAUAAGCAGUGUUUUAUUUAAUAAUCAUCUAAGACAUAAACGUGCCUGAAGCUGAUUUUAAAAAUUACAGUAUUAGAUCAUAAAGAAAAACCAGCAGCACAUUUUUAGUCACUGAAAAUGAAGGACUUGAUUCCCCCACAGGUUUCAGUGUUUUUAGUAAUUGACUCUAUGCAUUUUAUACACAUAGAAAUGUAUAUAACACACAUCACAAGUGGGGUAGACUGAGACUAACUGGGACUGCCUACAGAUGACACAUUUGUGGGCUCGUUAAGUAGCUGCUGCUCUCCUCACUUGAGCGUGGCCCAGCGAGUUCCUGCUGUCUACUCACACUUUAGAAAAGCAUUAGUGCUGGUGACGGCUGUUCCAGGAACACCGAGUACAAAGAUUGAUUGUCACAACAGGCACAGAAGUGGCCCGUAAGCUGUGCUUACUGCCCAGAAAUGAUGCAUUUUCUGUCUUUAAGUUCAUGACUAGAGCAGCCUUGUUUAGUUCACAGCAAGUGGUAACAGUCGGCAUUUUCAUACCACAGUAAUGCUUUUUAAAGGCAUGUCUCUUAAUUAACUGCAAUCAUGAGCUUUUUAACAUGUUUCAAAAUUUAAAACUUCAGAAUCCCCCUGAAGUCCAAUUUUAGCAUAGUGGCAGAAGAAUCUGGAUUUUAUCCUUUUAAAACUAUUUUAAUAGUUUUACUUUAAUGUUUUCUUAAAUAAAACACUGCAUGAUUUCCAAGUUGCAUAUUUGUGUGCUAAUUUGCAAGUGAAUUUUUAAUCAAUUAUUUUGAUAUUUAGUUUUUUUUCUUCAGGGUAUUAAUAUGUUACUCUGUUAUCAAAACCUUUCAUUUUAAUACCUCUACUGCUAAUUUUAAACUUGGCUUGUGUUCUGUAAAAGUUACAUCAUACACUGCAAGGUGUAGGAAGAUUCAUUUUAAUGAUACCCUUAUAGAUCCAAUGACUUAGUUUGAACUGUUAACUGUUGAGCAGUUUUACUCUUGUGGCUUUUCUCUUUGGUUUGUUUUUGCUUUUACUUCUAUGCUACACUAGUUUGCCAUGUAGCAAUUGCACUGUGCAAUAUUACAAUAAGGACUGGGAAAAUUUUUAUGGAUGUAAUGUCUAUUACAGUUUGCGAUAGUAUUUCUCUCUAGUUCUCAGUGAUUUAAAUGUGACCAAGCCUUCUGUACUUUGUCACAAAAAGCGGGUUUUCCAGGUGACUAUUUUGGUGAGUGUCAAAAUAAGAAUUUAUGGUGUAUUACUGUUGAUUCACUUUGAAUUAAAAUAUAUAUAUUGCAGCAAACA